CGUCACUGCGCCCUGUCUCGUGCGCACAAACCCCCGCAUUCUGCCCCGCACCUCCCUCAUUCUAUCACUCCGUGCAACACGCCGCGUCUUCCUUACGACCGGCCUUUACGUCAAUCGUCUCUGUGCUGACCUCUUGACCAUUUUCUAGCGCCUACCCAUAAUAUCACCCUCACCCGCACUGCCCUCGAGAUCGUCGAGAUGCAUGGCAAGCUGCGCGAGACCCAUCCCGGCUACAAAAUGCCCAUCCUCCCCAUCGACGUCGCCGCCAUCCCCCAGCCUCCCAAGCGCAAAUCGGCCUUCCUCAAUACCCUCUCGCGUCUCGCUUCUCCGGCGUCCAAGGCAGGCCAACGCUCCGCGUCUGGGCGCCACAUCUCGGCCACCAGCUCUGCGUCGAGCGCCCUCCCCACCCCGCUCGCGUCGCCCAAACACGAGCUCAAUGACCCUUUCUCAGAGGGGGACGAUGAGGACGACCUACAGCCGCCCAUCCCACCCGCGAACAGCGCUGUCACCGCCCUCGCCGCGUACCUGACGAACGUCGCGAACGACGCCGCAUUGCGCCAGUCCCGCGUCUGGAAGCGCUUCAACAGGGUGCGCACCGACGAUCUGCAGAGCGUGCGCGUCGAGCGCGCCAUCAAGCGCGUUAGGUCCGACAUCGCCGCACACGUCAGCCCUGGCAGCUCGACCGAUAUACGGCAGUCUAUCAGCCAGGUCGUCAACGGAGACGAGGAGAAGCCGAAGACGAACGGCGUGCAUGCACCCGAUACGACGGCGUCAGUGCAGGAGGACAUCACCGAAGAGGACGAGGGCGCCGAGUCGACCCCGCCCCCUGCGGCGCCAGGUGUGUCUGCUAAAGAUAGCGCGUCUGCGAAGGCUGAGAAGACCGGCGAAGGUGCCGAGGACGGCGCAGAGACGGAGCAGGACCGUGCCCCGACGCCGCGCUCACCCAAGUUCUCCUCAGCCACCGCGGACAGCACGGCGGACAGCACCGUCGAGGACGGGGACGCGCCGCCCACGCCGGACGGCCCCUCGCACCGCAUCCCGCGCUCGCAGUCCGCCGACCCGAUGCUGCGUGCGUCGCGCGUGUACCUCGCGUCGCCGCUCGGGAGCGACACGACCUCGUCGCGCACGUCGCAGACGGGCGAGUCCGCGGACGACUCGUCGAUCUCGACGACGGGGCGCACGUCCGCGCGGAAGAAGCGCUCGAAGAGCAUGGACCCGAACACGGUCGGGAAGAAGAGCCAGCGCAAGGUCGUGGUCGACGACUUUGAGAUGAUGCGCGUGCUCGGGAAGGGCUGCGCGGGCAAGGUCCUGCUCGUGCGCCACAAGCCGACCCAGGACGUGUUCGCGCUCAAGGCGAUCACGAAGCGCCACGUGCUGGCGCACCAGGAGCUGCAGCAUACGUUGACGGAGCAGGCCGUCCUCAAGAGAAUGGCCGCGGAGGGCUCUGAUCCGUUCGUCGUGAAGCUGUGGUGGAGCUUCCAUGAUAAGGAGAACCUCUUCUUGGUUAUGGACUUCCAUCCCGGUGGCGACUUGGCUACGCAACUGGCCCGUUGGGGCCGUCUCGGUCGCGACCGUGCAAGGUUCUAUGCUGCCGAAAUCGUCGAGGGUGUGGAGGGGCUCCACGCUGCCGGUGUCAUCUACCGAGACCUGAAGCCCGAGAACAUCCUCAUCGCCGCCGACGGUCAUAUCGUCCUCACCGACUUUGGCCUCUCAAAAGAGUUCCCGCGCAGGAACGCCCCGCUCACCGCGCCGUCCACUCCCUCUGGGUUCCGGGGCGACUUCACUGCUGGCACGCCCACUGCUGCGACUCCGCACUGGAUGAAGCAUGAGGCAGGCAAGGACUGGGCGCCCCCCGCGCAGCUCGACACUACGUCGACGUUCUGCGGUACCGCGGAGUACCUUGCGCCGGAGGUCAUCCAGGGCCAGCAGUACAGCUACGAGGUGGACUGGUGGAGCUUCGGCACGAUGCUCUACGAGAUGCUUACUGGGAUCACUCCGUUCUGGGCGAACAACCACUCCGACAUGUACUACAGGGUCUUGCAGGAUGAACUACAGUUCCCCGAGGAUAGAACGAUGGAUCAGGACACCAAGAGUCUAGUCCGUGGUCUGCUGCAACGCAAUCCUGCCUUGCGUAUGAAGGAACCACGGAUCAAGAAGCAUCCCUACUUCUCGAUGAUAGACUGGUCGCAUGUGUAUUAUAAACGCUACAUACCCCCCUAUAUUCCGCCUAUCGACCCAUCCAACGCCAGUGAUACCCAGAACUUCGACGAUACCUUCCUGGACAUGGAGCCUGUAAUCAAAGACGACGAAGAGCAGAUUGACACGGACCAGGAAGGUCAGACCGAUGCUGAGCGCACUGACGGCGAGGAUGGCGCAGUUACGCCGUCGCAAUCUCGGAGUCCUUCGAUCCACCCUGUGGAAGACGAGGUCGAUGUGUUCGACGGAUACUCGUUCAAGGGCAGACACUCUAUCAUCAUGGAUGAGGAGGAUGAGGAGGAAGAGGAAGACGAGGAAGAAGAGGACGAGGAAGCGUCCGUCACUGGGCCAAGUAUCGACAGCGUGCUUCUCGAGGAGCAGGCUUCUGAAGGAGUUGCUGUCGGUGCAGAGGUUGCAGAUCAGACGGCAGUGGCAGUUGAUGAGGCAGCCGAGCCCAAGACGCCGGAAGCGCGUCCCGCGGUGCUACCACAGGCUGCUGCACCUCCGAGUCCCUCCAGGGAACAGGCUGCCGCAGCUGCGAAGAAGACCGUAUCUCGGCGCAGUCGCGAGGUGCAGAUCUCGGAAGCCGCGAAAGCCGAGGCGGCCACCGCCGACGAGGCCAAGGCUGUGAAGGUUGCCGCUGCGAAGCGGCAGAGCGCACAGAGGCUGCGGGGACGCAGGGAGAAGUCCGGUAUCCCGGCCUUGGACCGCGACCUGUCCGACGCACACGACGAGGACACGGAGCGCGAAGAGGACGACGACUGGGACUUCGUCGAGGCGGACGUCAAUGUCGAGGAACGCAAUGGUGCAAAGGGCACGAGUCUGUUUGCGCGUGGCGUCGUCGACAGGUAUAAGCUCGCGGUGUUCCGCAAGUCGACGCCGCGCAGGUCGGGCGGGCCUCGGUCGUUCUCUGGCAUUUCGAUGGAAUCCGAACUUGCCAGCCCGGAGGGUGCUUCACCGACGCCUUCAGACAAACAGCGACGGGGGCGCUCUGCGGGGCUUACCUUCCGCAAGCACCCUAGGCAGUUCCUGCGCCAGAGGUCACCGCAAGCGUCGUCGCGGUCGAGCCCGAGUGGCAAGACGCUCACUUCGUCGACCUCGGCAACGCUGUCGGCUGCCUCGACCAAUUCGACCGGCGGGCUGUUGACCCCGUCAGCAUCUGGUGGCAGUACGGAGCCCGGCACUCCGUCGUUAAGAUCGAAGGAGUCCGCAAUGUCUAUGGGCUCCCCGAGCGAUACGUCCGACCUCUCCAUCGACGAAGUGAACCACCUAGGUGACCACACGAUCCGGGGCAACGCUGCAGUGGACGAAGACAGACAAAAGAGCAAGGUCUUGAAGAAGUACAAGGAAGCAGGGGAGAAGGUCUUGUCCAUCUUCCAGUCGCCCCGGUAACCUCGUCGGUGGGCGGUGUGUUCAUACGAACGCUAUCGAAUCCUUCACAUGCUGUGCUUGACGUUGCAUCUCUUGCUGCUAUGCAUUUCACCUAUUGCUAUUAUUCACCAACAUUGUCUACGUUCCUUCACUUCUGCUUCCGUGCCCCUGGAAAGGACACAUGGUGUUCAUACGGAUUCUAUCGACCCACUCUCCUUAUUGCGGUUAUUUUGUGUUAUUGUAUCUUGGUAUCCCCUCAGAAACGCAGCAAACUGUUCUCCAUAGUAUUUACGAGCACUGACCACCACGUAUCGUCGCUAGACCAUUCAUUAAUACAGACUGUCGAUGAUGGCUGAACUGGAA
Molecule: messenger RNA, 3930 nt
Organism: Rhodofomes roseus
Lineage: Eukaryota; Fungi; Basidiomycota; Agaricomycetes; Polyporales; Fomitopsidaceae
Exons: 6
Coding region: 199-3588 (1129 amino acids)
Biological process (GO): protein phosphorylation
Molecular function (GO): protein serine/threonine kinase activity; ATP binding
Source: RefSeq, a predicted model, not a curated record